CUGCGGGCCGGACUGUGAGCGCGCUGAGGACGCGAGCAUGUCUCUGACGGUUCUGUUUAUUCUGCUGAUCUGCAGAACCUGGGCUCUAGACUCGGUUCUAGAUGAAGGUGAGCCCUCGGAGUUCCGCUCUCCUCAGUCCCUGGUGGAGGACAGUGAUGGUCAGACCCCUCAGUUUGUGUCAGAGACCCCGGAGCUCCAGCCCAGGAUUCAGCAGUUUAAGACGGCGGAGAUGGCGGACGCCGUGCUGGGGGCCGAGCUGUCUGCAGACCCCGCCGGGAUCGAGGCUCUGAUCCCGAAAAGCCUGAAGGAGUCUCUGUUUGGGGUCUCAGAGGUGUGCGAGGGGGAGAGCUGUAAGGUGGAGGGGUCUUCUGAAGAGGAGUCAGUGGAGAACCCCGCAGGGUCAGGGGUCAGCGGUUCGGGGGACGAGCAGAACUCCACAGAAACAGCCAAGACCUAUAAGGUCAGCUGUGAUAAAAGGAGCAUCACUGGGCUGGAGAGCUUCACUGUACAGGUCCUGAAUGCCUCUCAGGAUCUGAUGGAAUUCCUCAAUGCUAACGGUACAGAGUGCACCCUGGUUUUAUUCUUUACUACGUGGUGUCAGUUCUCAGCUAACCUCGCCCCACACUUCAAUGCCCUGCCUCGGGUAUUUCCCAGCAUGCACUUCCUCGCUCUGGAUGCCUCACAGCACAGCAGUUUAUCCACCCGGUUUGGGACGGUGGCCGUUCCUAACAUUCUGCUUUUCCAAGGAGCGAAACCAAUGGCCCGCUUUAACCAUACAGACCGGACUCUGGACACCCUGACCUCCUUCAUCACCAAUCAGACAGGUUUUGAGGCGGUUCCCGGUCAGGCGGUGGGAGAGGAGGACCAGGCCGGGCCGUUACCCAGCGUUCCAGUGAAGAGCAUUGACUGGCUGUUUGUGUUCUCAAUUCUAUUUAUUUUGGGGUUCUCUCUUUACGCCAUCCUGCGCACCGACAGCAUCCGCCUCCUGAUCCCUGGCCAAGAACAUGACCACCAGGACUAACCCACACACACAAGCCUCAUACAGUGCUGAGUGUGUUUCUAAGACACAGACUGUUAAACACACAUCGUCUACACAUCUGCAUAUCUGAGAUUUGUUAAAAUACAUUAUAUUCCCUACAGAGGAGGAGGAGCCAACUGGGCACCUUAAAGACUGAGAGGUGGCCUCAGCCACGAACUCUGGAGGGGGGUUUGAGAUAUUUUGAUGUGUGUGUGUGCGGGUGUUCUAAGAUGUGAAGUUUGUUUACAUUCAUGGCUGACUGGUUUUGCUUUGGUACAGUUCAUAGAUUUAUCUGAUUUGUUUGAUGGAAUUGAUUAAUUAUUGAUUCUACUGUGGUUGCUAAAUAAUAAACAAGAAAACAAAUAAAGAAGUAAACACUG
This is a messenger RNA of Astyanax mexicanus (Mexican tetra), 1398 nucleotides long. It is a transcript of the gene txndc15, whose product is annotated as thioredoxin domain containing 15. The record is from RefSeq and is a predicted model, not a curated record. Gene Ontology annotation, cellular component: cilium. Gene Ontology annotation, biological process: cilium assembly. Lineage: Eukaryota; Metazoa; Chordata; Actinopteri; Characiformes; Acestrorhamphidae. The transcript is spliced from 5 exons. The coding region runs from base 38 to 1021 and encodes 327 amino acids.